Petromyzon marinus (sea lamprey) is the source of this 3088-nucleotide messenger RNA. RefSeq names its product intracisternal A particle-promoted polypeptide (gene IPP). Lineage: Eukaryota; Metazoa; Chordata; Hyperoartia; Petromyzontiformes; Petromyzontidae. Gene Ontology annotation, molecular function: protein binding. The record is from RefSeq and is a predicted model, not a curated record.
GCCGAGAUAUUGUGCAAUGGCGAUUACCCAUUUUUUGUUGUUGCAUAGCCACCUGUUAAGUUCUGAUAACGAUGGGAAAGUAUAUAUAUUUUAAAAAUAAAGUUGAAUUGCAUCGCAAGGGAAGUUAGUUAAUAAACAGAGAUUGCUUAUAGUGAGGUCGGGCAUUUUUAGUAGGCCUUUACGAAGCCUCCCCGCUUGCAUGAAUCUGCCUGCGGGAAAAACGGUGACAGGUUUCUCUGAAGUAAUAACAUCAUAUUUUAUAAUGAUCAAAGUACUGAAGACCAUUUUAUGAAAAAAAAGUCAUGUUGAAAAAACUGAUUAAAUUAAUUUUAUUGUAUUAAAAAUGCUAUUAUGAGAAUACAUGCAACAAAUUUACUUCAAAACUAAAAUUAAAUCGACAAAAAAAACAACAAAACCACCACCCAAAAAAUGGCAACUCCCAACUAUUCGCGCUCGACCUUCGACCCGAACGUCAUCCCCGGUUCCUUGCCGGAUUCUACCCCCGACUCGGAAGCGACUCCUUCCUCAACCCUUCACCCAGGGGCCACCACCGAUCAGCGCUGCUAUCAGGACGAGACGCACGCAGUGCGCCUGCUGCGGUCACUCAACGCCCUCCGCAAGGACGCCACACUGUGCGACGCCCGCCUUUCUGUGGGCGGAGCGCAGUUUUGUGCCCAUUCGGCUGUUUUGGCGGCGGCGAGCCCCUACUUUCAAGCUAUGUUCGCCGGACCGUUGUCCAUUGCCACAGCCGCUGGUGGGGUCGCCACCGAUGGCGCUGUCGACGGCAGUUGUGACGACGGUGGUGGUGACGACGGUGGUGGUGGUGGUGUUGGCAGUGGGAGUCACGAGAAAGUAGAUGGUGACUCCGACAAGGCAAGCAAGGUGGUCGAGUCCGAGCCUUUGGUUCAAAUAGGAGGCAUUGAUGCGGAGACCUUUGAGAUUUUGCUGAACUACGUGUACACAGGCUCUCUCAAGUUGUCCGAAUCAAACGUCCAGGACGUCGCCAUAGCCGCCGACAUGCUUAGCCUGGCCGGUGUCGUUAGGAUCUGCAGUGACUUCCUGCGGGAGCACAUAUCGGCUGAGAACUGCCUGGGGGUGAUGAUGUUCGCCACCGCCAUCUCCUGUCCCGACCUGGAGGCCCAUGCCUGCCAGUUCUUCUAUGACAACUUCGUUCCCGUGUCUGAGGAGGCGGAGUUCUUGUCGCUGCCCCCAGCCCUGGUGCUGAGUGCCCUGGGCAGCGAGGAGCUGCGCGUGGAGCGUGAGGAGCAGGUGCUGACAGCGGCGAUGCGCUGGUUGCUGCACGCUCCGGCCUCGCGCCGCCUCCACCUCCUCCACAUCAUCAAAGCCGUACGGCUCCCACUGAUCCCGCCCACCACCGUCACCUCGACCGUCGACGCCAUUGAAGAUCUCAGCGUUCGAGUGGCCCUGCAGGUUUUGCUGGAUGAGUAUCAGAUCCCUCGACUGAGCAAGUCCUCCAGACCAACCGCCGUCUCCACCUCUGACUUUUCUCGUCGAGCCAAGCCCCGGAGAAAAGCUCGCAAAUACCUCUACGUCAUCGGAGGAUACACAAGGCAGCAGGGGGGUCGAUGGGGAGACAGCCGCGCUCUGAGCUGUGUGGAGCGUAUGGACACCAUCUCACUCUACUGGACAUUGGAACCAUCUCUCCACCAGGCCCGGAGUGGUCACUGUGUGGUCACGCUCGAUGGAUUCAUUUACGCGAUUGGGGGAGAGAGCGAAUCAAUGAUCUUCGCAUUUGUGGAGAGGUUCGACCCCGUGUGUCGGCAGUGGGCUCCCGUAGCAUCCAUGCUCUCCCCUCGAUGCAGCUUUGGAGCUUGUGCCUGCAAUGGAGCCAUUUACGUCAUGGGAGGCUGGGUGGGUGCCGAUAUAGGCUCAUCGGUGGAGCGUUAUGAUGCGGCCGAGAAUCGCUGGGUGGCUCUGGACAGCAUGGAACCUCCUCGUCACAGCUUUGGCUGCUGCCACAUGGACGGCCUGAUCUACGUGGCGGGCGGGCUGGGCGUGGGCAGCUCGGAGCUCUCGUCGACGGCGUCGUUCGACCCGCGGAGGCAGCGCUGGACGUGGCUGCCUUCGCUGCAGCGCGCGCGCUCCCACGUGGCGCUGUGCGCACUGGGCGGUCGCAUCUACGCGCUCGGAGGCUGGGACGACGCGCUGGGCGCCCUCGACUCCGUGGAGGUGUACUCGCCCGAUGAGGAAUGUUGGCAGGAAGCCCCGCCCAUGCCCUGCGCCCGGGCCGGUUGCGCCGCGGUGGCCGUCGGGGGCCGCCUGUACGUGACGGGGGGCCGCAUAGCCCCCCCGGGGGGUGGGCUCUUCUCCUCCAUGGCGUUGCCAGGCGCAGAGGGCUCCUUGUGGGGGACGGCGCCCCCCGUGACGCUCGACAGCACGGAGAUGUUCGACCCGACCAGCGGCACGUGGCAGACGCUCGGAAGGCUCGUGACAAGCCGCACGGAGGCCGGCCUCGCCGCUAUCUAAACUCGCGCAGGGCCGAGCAGGCUUGAGAUAGACUUUAGCAGGCCCAACUGGACCCUGACUGAGCCAAAUUAGACCUGGAGAGCCAUCAACCGGGAAUUGCUAGGCAUGAUUAGGCCUGAACUGGUCCCACGAUAUCAUGACCAAAUACGGACUAGAACUGAACUGGUUUAGCCAGAUAUUAUUAGGCCUCUUUGGGAACAAGAAGUGCCUAACGAAACCCCAAUCAGAUCCGUUUAUGUCGAGGAUAAUGCAGGAAGGUCGAACUGGAGUUUAACAGGUCCUGCAAUAUCCUGAUCGGGCCCAGUUAGGCCUGACCAGGCAAGACCAGGUCUAAGUGGGCCUGAUAAAGAUUCCUAAUGAGACUGGAGGUUAAGAUUGGGUGUUAGCGGAGGUCAGUGUGUCUGCUUACUAAAUUGAACAUGGAGUUGCACUCAUCUCAGUUGACAAUCACAAGCCUGGGCUAGAAAUUAUAUAUUUCCAUGACAGAGACAAGUCUCACUGUAGGACAACCACGCUUGACUUCAAGGUUGGACCUGUUUAGACCCAAUUAGGCCUUGUAAGGUGUGGUUCUGCACAGCCAGGCCAGUAUUAAUUUUAUUUA